AAAUACAAAUCAUGUCAAUUACUAACUAAUAAAAAUUGUAUCUUAUAUAUUUUUUUUGCAAAUAGAAAUAUCCUUAAAAUAAAAUACCUACAAAAUAUUUUGAAAUUAAUGAAAAGUAUUGCAAGUAAUUUAUUUGAAGUUAUUUAAUUGAAAUAUAUUUGAAACGGAAGUGCGCAUCCAAAAUAAUCAGCCAGACUGCCGGCUGCUCGCCAUAUUUGAGGCGAGAAUAGUUUUCGGGUUAUUCAUAUUUAUCGUCGUUAACGACGAAAGGGAGUAAUAAAUACUCCCUUUUUUGUGUAUUCAUAGUGUUAUAUAUUUUUAUUUACCGCUAGGUAAAGCUUGACAUAAAGAAAAAGCAAAUUUUAUUUAUUUUGUAUUAUAAACAUGGCUUUCUAAAAUGUCGGCCUUGCACGUAAUUUCGUUAUCUCCUCGCGGAGUGUCCCGCUCAGCUACUUUUGUGGAUGUUGGAGGAUUCCAGGAUGGACAAGAAAUCAUUGAAUCGGUCUUCCCAACCGCAGUCGAGGGCAUCUGCGCUCGACAGUAAAAAAAAUUCAGAGUCGACACACAAACCUUGGACCCGAAACAACAAGAAACGUGAAGGUCAAGGAUCUGCACUUAAGAAUGAACCAUAUCGCAAAAAUGGUCCUGCACAAAGAGGUAGAGGUCAGGUUGAUAAGCGCCCACGUCCUCGUGGUCCUGCCAAUUUCAAUGUGGGUGGAGCGCAGGAUGCCAGGAUAGAAGACGAUGAUGAGCCAGAGAUUGGCUCAGUAUUUGUGCCCGGAAGCAAGAAGCAAAACUUGAACCAUUUGCUUAACUUUAUGUAUCCCACCCGUGGAGGGCCAGAACGGAGGGGUCACCAGCCACAUUCUCGUCGUCCAACUCAUCAAAGAGUGACUGCACGUCAUGACCAUGAUCUCUACUUGCGGGCUUAUUGUCAGUUUGUAGUAAAGGAAGAUGGGGAUUAUGAUGCAAAUUUGCUGGAUCCAGACUUGCCCGUGAAAUGGGAUCUAAUAGAAGAAAUUGUGGUACGUAGUACUGGCAGUUCAGAAUGUCCGAUUUGUUUGGGUGCACCGGCGGCGGGUCGUGUUGGUUUAUGCGGACACGUGUAUUGCUGGGCUUGCGUACUUCACUACGCGGUCGCUAAUGAAAAACAACCACCGCCGUGUCCCGUCUGCGCCACACCAUUACAUGUCAAAGACAUGAAGCCAACUAGAAUGGUGCAAUGGGAGGCACCUGCCGAAGAGGUUACAAUGAGGCUGGUGCGUCGUCUUAGAGGUUCAACUACUGUUGAAAUAGCUCCACCUCGUGGUGUUGCUGACACAAAACAACCGUCAAUUAUGCCUUUAGAAAACGUAAACCAGGCACCAUACUCAAAGUUUUUUACAGCUUCAAAACAACAGGUGCAAGAAAUAUUAGAGAGAGAAAGAAAUGAAAUUCAAAAUCAGAUAUUGGCAGAAAUUGAUACUACUGAAAUAAUUUAUAUGGAACAAGCUCUGAAUAUUCUUAAGAAAAAAGAGGACAAAAUAAAGGAACAAAUUGACACACCAAAAAUCGGGGAGAAUAUGGCGGAAGAAGAAGUUCCUAUAGUCUACGAAAAACAGUUGAUUAAUGAUAAAAGAAUUGAUUGGUUUGAUGUACCUGAUGAAGCCAGUGGUAUUGAUCAACUUCAGAGUCAAAUGUCUGACCUUGAUAUUGAUGAAUCCAGUUUGAAUCCAAAUGCUCCAAUAUUCCUUCAUAAUGAUAUUAAUGAUAAUCAAUCAGAAGAAUUCCCUUUGAUUGAAUAUGAAAUACAAGAGCAAGAGGAACAAACUGUUGACAAUAGUCCUUCUGUCACUACUAUUGAUAAGCAGAAUCAAGCUAAAUAUUUCUACUUUUAUCAAGCUGAGGAUGGUCAACAAGUGUUCCUCAAUAGCUUGAACGUGCGCAUUUUGAAUGCUUCAUGGGGCACUCUUUCCGCUGCACCGUCAUUAAUUCGUGGCCGUGUCCUUCACCGUGAAACGCUACCACUGACAGAACAGACAAGAAAACACAUGCCCUAUACUGCUCACUUGCCACUCUAUUGUGCAUUUGAUAUUGUUGAAAUGGAUCUUCGACCACCAUUUGUAACAGAUGUGGCACUUAAAAAUUUCUCAGAGGAGUUAGAGCGUCGUGCCCGUAUUCGCGCCCGGCAUGAGCGGGAAGAGAGACGUCGUGAACGGGAAUGGCGGCGGGCUAUGGAAGGCCCGCCUAAGCCUGACUUCUCGUCAGAAUUGCUAUUCCCUCCCGCCGCCCUCAGUUGCUCACCUCUCGACCCACCGUUGCUGUCGACGUCCAUAGAAGAACCAUCGUCUACUACAACAGUCAGUCAGUCUCCUUCUACUUCAGGACCCUCAUUUGCAAAGAUGGCUAGUACAAGCGGAACAUGGCGUGUCCGUCGAGUGGAAGCUCCACCGCCGCCACCGCUGCAGCCUUCCGACGAAGAGCCUGCGGCGCCCCGCACUCUCAGCCUUAGCGACGCCAUCGAAGCAGCCCUACACGCAGCCCCUUCGCCAUCGACUAAGAAAAACAAAAAGUCCAAGAAAGUUUUAUUUGCCACCGGCAUGCAACGGGCAGCUUAAUUAACCACACAAAAUAUGCUUAGUAUUGGAUCAUCUUUUAUUCUAUUAGUUAUUCAAAGAUAACAAUGCUUUUAUGUUUUAGAUGUUAUCACAUUUUCAUGUUGAAUAAAUAUCUAUAAAAAUGGAAAAUUUUAAAACAAUAUAAUCGUGCUACAUAUAUUAUAAAGAUUGUUAUAGAUUAUAUCACUUCAUCAGGUAUACUAUCGCUUUAUAUCGUUUUUGUAACAAGGAAAUAUCAUUUGUAAUUGUUGAUAUGGGAAUACAGUUUCUGAUAUUUGAAUUUCUGCUAUUAUACAAUAGUGAACAAUAUAAUUGUGAUUAAAAUGUGAAUGUUUAUUUAAUACAGGUUGACGGUAGUUGUAGCUUUCGAAGUGUCUACCUACAUGAUAUUGAUAAAUAAAUUAAUCAUUAUCC
Molecule: messenger RNA, 3011 nt
Organism: Diatraea saccharalis (sugarcane borer)
Lineage: Eukaryota; Metazoa; Arthropoda; Insecta; Lepidoptera; Crambidae
Source: the annotation of a GenBank genome assembly